Messenger RNA from Spirometra erinaceieuropaei, 453 nucleotides. Lineage: Eukaryota; Metazoa; Platyhelminthes; Cestoda; Diphyllobothriidea; Diphyllobothriidae. The record is from the annotation of a GenBank genome assembly.
AUGGUAAUAGCCGGAGUGUGUUCGGGAUCAGCUCUUAUGGUCCAGCGAGACUGGCUUAUUCUUUUAUUUUUCGGGUAAUUUGCCUUCCUUGAUAACCUUGCAGAUUACAAAAAAAUAAUUUGACUAAUUACCUUUCGCUUAAACGUAAAAGGAUGCCGUGCCGAACAAAACGAUUUCACGCCUUUGGAUGUGAACGAUUCUCAUCUAAAAAUUUAUGACGAUAAACAUAUUUUUCCGCCAAAAGAACCAAUUUAGAUGUUUCUGGUUUUGGAGAAGAAGAAGAAGAAGAAGAAGAAGAAGAAGAAGAAGAAGAAGAAGAAGACGAAGAAGAAGAAGAAGAAGAAGAAGAAGAAGAAGAAGAAGAAGAAGAAGAAGAAGAAGAAGAAAGAGGAGGAGGAGGAGGAGGAGGAGGAGGGGGAGAAGGAGGAGGACGAGGGAUUAGACUUACUUUAA